Molecule: messenger RNA, 297 nt
Organism: Oldenlandia corymbosa var. corymbosa
Lineage: Eukaryota; Viridiplantae; Streptophyta; Magnoliopsida; Gentianales; Rubiaceae
Source: the annotation of a GenBank genome assembly
AUGGCGUGGAGGAGUAAUCUGUCUAAGCAACUGAAAGAGCUUCGGAUCCUCUUCUCUCCAUCAUCACCAGCCAGUUCUUCCACAAGAGCAUUCAUCGAGAACAAUUACAAGGAUCUCAAGAAACAUAACCCCAAGCUUCCAAUUUUGAUCCGGGAGGCCAGUAAUGCCGAGCCUCAGCUUUGGGCUAGAUAUGAUAUGGGAGUUGAGCGGGGCAUAAGAUUGGAAGGCAUGUCCGAGGCUCAGAUCUCAAAGGCAUUAGAGGAUCUUGUUAAAGUCGGGGAAGCCUUAAAAUCCUGA